Molecule: messenger RNA, 1280 nt
Organism: Setaria italica (foxtail millet)
Lineage: Eukaryota; Viridiplantae; Streptophyta; Magnoliopsida; Poales; Poaceae
Product: protein ENHANCED DOWNY MILDEW 2-like
Exons: 7
Coding region: 97-1116 (339 amino acids)
Source: RefSeq, a predicted model, not a curated record
CAAGCUAGGGCAGAGCAGCUGCAUAGUUCCCACCAGGAAGUCAGAGGCUCUGCUCUUGGCAACCAAACCCCGAGUGCUCCAUUCUUGGAGGAGGCCAUGGCUCGGAGAAAGGUAAGUUCGGGGGAGCUCCGGAGGAUGAAGAAGAAUCGUGAAAUCAGGGAAAAGAAAAACAAGCUCAAGGAAGGAAUGGAUGACGACUCAGCCGAGGAAUAUGAUGUUUGUGCGAUUUGUGAUGAUGGUGGUUCUGUAACUUGCUGCGAUGGUGUAUGUCAAAGGGCUUUCCACCUAGGGGCUUCCCACCCAGUCGACAGUGACGAUGACGACAGUGAGGAACAUGAUGAUUGCAGAGAAAAACUUGGGCUAACUUUAGAACAGGCAAAGAUGAUUAUCAGUACGGAAGAAGGUUUUAUAUGCAAGAACUGCCAGUUCAAGCAGCAUCAGUGUUUUGCUUGUGGAUUGCUGGGGUCUUCUGAUGACGCAUCAUCGCACCCUGAGGUGUUCCAAUGUGAGCGUGACAAUUGUGCGCACUUUUACCACCCUAAAUGUAUUGCUCAACUGCUAUACCCGGAUAGCGAAGAGGCUGCACUUUUUGAGGUCGAAGUUGCUGCUGCCAGGGAGAAAUUCACUUGUCCUAUGCAUGAAUGUAUCGUUUGCAAGGGUGUAGAGAACAAGAAUGACAGGAACAUGCAGUUUGCAGUGUGCAGACGCUGCCCAACUGCAUACCACCGGCAGUGCUUGCCAAGUGAUAUCAUUUUCAAAUCGCGGAGAGGCCCCAAUGGCUCGCUCCAAAGGGCGUGGGACGACAUUCUACCUGACCGAAUUUUAAUAUUCUGCAUGAAGCAUAAGAUUGUAAGGAACCUACGAACACCCGAGAGGAACCAUAUCAUCUUUCCUGAAGCCAAUGGAGUUCCCGUGCCGGAAACGCUUGAAGGUGCACCCAUGGAACAAGAUGUGCCUGAGGAAAUUGAGCCGCCCCCCUCCUCGGAGCAAACUCAGCCGCCUCCACCAGCUGCAAGCAACCAGAAUCAGUGCUCCUGUUCCAGUCCCCUCACAUUCGCUCCAAGCUUUUUGUACAGGCAACCAUAUCCAGGCUCUUGCGGUUGGAUCGAUGAUUGACCAUUCUCCAGACAGCCUCGAUCUCUGUAUGUUGUAGACGACAUAAACCAGAAGUUUACUGGUCGUCCUCUGCAAAUUAAAGUGGAUGUAGAUCGACAGCUUGCGUCUGUUAGAUGCGAGAAAACCUGAAUUCUUUUGUUGUCGUAUGAAACAUUUGGCUUUAU